Lethenteron reissneri (Far Eastern brook lamprey) is the source of this 5017-nucleotide messenger RNA. RefSeq lists its product as uncharacterized. Gene Ontology annotation, cellular component: SCF ubiquitin ligase complex. Lineage: Eukaryota; Metazoa; Chordata; Hyperoartia; Petromyzontiformes; Petromyzontidae. The record is from RefSeq and is a predicted model, not a curated record. Gene Ontology annotation, molecular function: protein binding. Gene Ontology annotation, biological process: SCF-dependent proteasomal ubiquitin-dependent protein catabolic process.
UAAUCAACGUGCGUUUUAAUAGUAUUUGGCUGCUAUGCGAUAAGCCACUUCGUUGAGCCUGACACAUUUGUGGUCGGGAGUCGCUUCUGAAAAAGGAGCCGCAUUGACUCAGCGGGCCUUUAACCUGCUAACAUUCAACGUAGUUUUGUUCAUUUUACUAAUGCCAGCUUAGCUGAGCUACAUUACCUCGCCUGGUGAAACUAGACGUAGCUUAAUCACCGCAGAAUGGUUUACUGGGGCCGGUUGCAUUGCUCCCUACGCAGCAUGGCGCCCGAGGAGGGGCCGGGCAGCGGAACAGCGUCUGGGCGGGCGAGAGGCUUCCUCCUCCUCCUCCUGCCCCCUGCCGCCACUACCACCCAACCACGCAGUGCGCACAGAAGCAGCAGCAGCAGCACGGUGCCUCUCCUUUGAGGGAGGGUGGACAGCUGCCGCACCUGGGGUGCAGCGUCUUCACCUGGAGAUGUCAAGCCCUGAUCUUCCCGUCGAGGUGAUAACUCGGAUCAUGAGCCUUCUGUCGGUGGCAGAGAGGCGAGAGGCAUCGCUGGUGAACAAGGCUUGGUACCAGUCCUCCUUGGACCACACGCUACAGAAGGAUGUGGUGUACAACCUGGCGGUGGGGUGCGGUGGCGAACUGGGCUGGGCCGACGCGUGGAGCGCAAGCGGCGUGCCGUCGCGCGCUAGCAUAAGUGCGGUGCUCACCUGCACGGACGGAUCGCACGCCGCCCGCCAGGCACUCGAGCUCGCCGCCCGCCGCCUGGGCCCUUCGCUGGAGCAGCUGGCGCUGCGUGGAGCGGCGCUGCAGGAGGCGGUCUUGCCGGCCGUGCUGCAGUACUGCCCGCGGCUGCUUUCCCUCGACCUCACGGGCUGCGAUGGCCUCUUCAUGCCGGGCAUGCUGUUGGGCCGCCCUGAGGAGUGCGAGCUCGCCCGCCCGGGUCUACGGAACCUGCAGCGGCUGUCCCUCGCCGGGCUCCGCUACCUCUCAGACAGCACGUUCAACCGCCUGGUGUCGCUCACGCCGCACCUGAGCCACCUGUCACUCGCCGGGUGCCACAUGACCUUCGAUUUCUACCCCUACAGCAGCCACAAUGGAAAGAAGGACGCUGUUCCAAGUGGCAGGCCGCAAGACUCUACUGCCAUGCUCUUGCUGCGGAACCUGCUGUCGUUCCUGCAGCAGCACGCAGACACCCUCACCGGCCUGGACCUGAGUGGCCUGGGGCUCACGAUGCAGACGGCUCGCGCCAUCGUCAGCGUCCCUGGGCUGCGUCUCACCUCCUUCCUCCUGCGUGACUGCAAGGAUCUCUCGGACGCCGCGGUGCAGGCCAUUGUAACUGCUCAGCCGUUCCUCGAGGUGCUGGACGUGAGCGGGUGCGUGCUGCUCACGGAUAAAGCAGCCCUGGCCGUGUCGCUGGGCCUUCCUGGCCUCCGUCGUCUCGGGAUGGGCCACCUACGCCACCUGACAGACGCGGGCCUGUCCGGCCUAGCCUGCCUGCCUUGCCUCACAGCCCUCUCCGUGCCGGAGUGCCACCAGCUGACGGGCAAGGGCCUGUGGGACAAAGGCAGUUGCAAUCGGGACGGAGCGAGCGUGAUGGUGGGGGAAAGGCCUCCGCUCAGGGCAGAGGUUGAAGGAGAACAAGGAAUGGCGUUCGCGCCGCUGCAGGAGCUGAGCCUGCGCUACUGCAAUAUCACAGCCUCGAGCGUGGUGUCACUGGCGGUUGCGCUGGGUGCGUCUUUGCGGGAGCUGGACCUCUCGUCGUGCGUGGCCGUCACGGACGCCAGCGUGCGCGCCAUCAGCACGAGCCUGGCUACCCUGCGGGUGCUGCGUCUUGCCUGGUGCCGCGAGCUCACCGACUGGGGCCUGCUGGGCAUAGAGAAGCCCUGCUUACAGCCGUUGUUGCCCAGCAGCCACACGAGUUCGUCCGGGCCCAAGUUCAGCCGCUCGUUUGGCAACAUCGGCUUCUUCUCUCCGCCGCCCGUGUGGCCGGAAGGUUUGGCGCCGCCGUUGCCGGCGGAGGUGGAGGCGAGCGAGGUGGGGCCCCGGCUGAGCGCCCUCUCCCAGCUCGCCGAACUCGACCUCGCCAACUGCUUCCGGCUCACGGACGCCAGCCUCACGCAGGUGCUGCGGUUCCCAGAGCUGCGCUGCCUGCACGUGUCCCACCUGUGCGAGCUGUCUGACGCGGCGCUGCUGGCGCUGAGCCGCGGCUGCCCCUCCCUUGAGCGCCUGUCGCUCGCCGGCUGCUAUCGCCUGAGCGACGGGGGCCUGGCAGCGGCCGCCCCGCUGCUCCGCCGGCUGCGUCACCUCGACCUGUCCCGCUGUGAGCAGCUCUCCGACAGCGUCCUGGACGCCCUGGCCGCGAGCUGCCCGUGGCUGCGCUCGCUGGACGUGUCGCGGUGCGGCCGCGUCACGCUGGAGGCCGUCGAGCGGCUGCAGGCCACGCUGCCGGAGCUGGGCGACGUGCACAUGCGGAGCGCCAAUGGGCAGGACCUCGCCUUCGCCCUCUGAUCGCGGGUGACGGGGUGGGCCAGUGCGGUCUCGGGGUGAGCUGGCGGGGUGAGCUGGCGGGCUACGGCUCACUCAUUUCCAGGACCAAGCGGCACUUCCGUAAUAGAGACGCUUCCCCCUCCCUCCCCACCGUCCAGUGUCGUUUGGUGAACACGGGCACACAUUGGAGCCGAGCAUUGUUUGAAACGGUGAUCAUCAUCGUUACUUCGUGCGCAGCAUACCUUCGGAGUAUGACCAAUGACGACUGUGGGCACAGACCCUCGCCCCGGUGAGGAAACGAGGCUUAGCUUUGUACAACUCGUGUGAUAAAUGAGCCUGGAGCAGAUGACGAGGAGGGUCUGCUGUGGUUUAUCAGUGCGAUUUUAUCUUCCCCUUGUGAAUAAAUAAGUAACUUGAAUGAGCUUGAAGGAAGACGCAAAGAAAAGUUUAAUUUAUUAUGUUGUAGAUGCACACCGAGGCCGUGUCACGAGUGUAAAGCUUCACUCGUGAGAAGAAGGAACUGGACGUCAUGGGCAUGUGACACGGCAUACUAUGGUGACGUUGCUGCUUUUUGAUGGCCGUAACGUUAACAACGAGAUGGAAGACCCCGUGCUGAAGCUGCAUCAUGACGCGCAGCGGGAAGGUUCAAGGAGCCAAUUGGGUGAGGGCCCCAAGGUGACCUGAAAUGAAUUUUACACGAGCACUUGUAAAGUUCCGCUUUGCCACUGAUAAACGUAGUUUUAAUUAAUAAAAAAAAACAUCACACAAUGUUUAUUUAUAGGUCGCGUCUUCCUUUAACGCAUUUAAAAAAAAUGUAAACUCUUCAUAGCGGUAAAGACAUUUAUUUACGGAUGCACAACCCUUAGAGUCCAGCAAGGGCUGAUUUUUCUGGCAUCUGCCUCCUUGUCUGAAUGUUAAACACAAGGCACCAAAAACUUUGCUCGGGUAUGUGAGAUUCUCGGUUAAUUGAAUUGUCCCUUUACCUUUGAGGGUAGGUUGAAUUGUAAUUGUGUGGGCAUCUUAUUCACUAUGCGGGUCGCAAUUAUUGUUCCAACUAUGCACGAGUUCGGUGUUCAUAUUGUGAUGACGUAGAUCACAUGGUGUGUGCCCCAUCAAUCCUGCCGAUGAUGUUGCAGCUCUGCGACCAGUGGUUAAGGUUUUAGUUUUCCAGAGCAACCUCAGACGCCAAGGAUGUUUUUCAAGGACGGCAUAAUAUAAUCAUAAUCACGUGGCGGCCCUUUUUCAGUCCACUGCUGGAUGAGGGCCUUGCCACACAGUGCGGGUUUUUGUGGUUAUUUGACCAUACUUCUCCACGCUGGUCAGUACAUGUUGGUGAAGGCUGGGAGCACAUAAGUACACUGCAACGAAAAGCUCAGCAGAAUGCACUGUAAUUACUUGAAGUGUGCAGUGCCAUUCGACAGCUCACAAUGUAAUUCAAAUAUGCAAAUGACAAGAAAAACCUAUCACGAGAAAUAUUAAUGUAGGCUGUAAAUAAAUGUAUUUAAUAAAGCACAGAGGUGUGCGUUGCACGUACAAACGCUCCAAGCGUUAUCCAGAUGACUAGCUCAAAAGUGUUGGAAUGGUCAUAUUUUGUCAACUAUUUGAGUCGGUGGUCUAAACGACUAUUGCUACGCAUUCAGUUAUUUUUACCGUCAUAAUUAUCACUCUUGUUUUAUUGGGGUGUCUGUAAAUGGAUCACCCGUACAUUGGUAAAUGUCUUAACCAUAUUUAGACAAAGACACUGAUUGUUGUAAAGCACACGGCUAACCGCGUGGCACGUGUGCACACAAACAAAUAACAAAGAUGCCCGUAUAGCCUUAACAGACUGUUGGGGCAAGUGCCGUCAGCGAACACCUAAGAAGGCUAGAACGGUACACGAGGGGGUGGGUGGCCAGCACCACGCCCGGCCGCCGUUGUCUCCCCAGUGGCGAUGUUUUUACACACCGAACCAGGUACUCAUUUGAGGCCGAGUCGACCUAGGGGAGGCCCAGGACCGGUUCAGAUAAUCGCCACAGGUGUUGGCCUUGAGUGGGAAUCGAACCCCGGUCGCCGGGUUCAAAGCGCAGCGCGCUAACCGCUCCACCACCGCUCCCCACAUAUACAAACACAUUCACACGCAUGUUUUCGCGCAGGGUUAAGGAUAAAUUAUUUGCGGAAUAAACCUCAUUCAGAUUGUGUUAUGCCACUAUGCUAUGCAGGCACGUGUGAUGUAUGUGCCUUACUCAGUGGGCGAUGUUUGUGUUUGUGUAAUACUAUAUAUGACUAUUGUACAAUCUCACUGGCAGUGGGGGGCAGCAAACAAUAAUCCUCAACCCCCACCCCACCCCCUGCCCAACUAAACUCUCAGUGGACAGUGAAGUAGAAGCCAGGUGACACUUAACCGUGAAUAUAUACAGCGCAUUGCAGACGGGAUGAUGCUUUCCUGAACGUUGUUGUUGUUCCACACCCAUCGUAGCGAACGCAGCAAUAAGACAAUGCUAGAUUUGAAGCUUUCGUGACUGCAAGGAUUAAUAUUCUUAGGUUUUUUCGGUAAAGUCA